UCCUGACCACAAUGAUGACUAUAAAUGACAUCCAUCAAGCCCAACAGGAUUAGUUAGUGCAGACAAGCCAAGACAUCAAGAUGUGGUUGGAUUUGUAUUUGGGAAUGGCAGUUUUUCUCAGUGUAGAGUGCAAACCAUUGAACAUGGGGACACACAACAAGUUGCUGGUGAUCUCCUUUGAUGGUUUCCGAUGGGACUAUGAUCAAGACGUAGACACCCCUCACAUGGACAAGUUAGUGGAAGAUGGAGUGAAGGCAAAGUACAUCACCCCUCCGGCUAUCACCAUGACGUCCCCAUCUCACUUUACCACCAUAACUGGGAGAUGGAUAGAGGAUCAUGGAGUUGUUCACAAUAUGAUGUUUAAUUCCACAACUCAUCAGAAAGUGGGCCAUAAAGCUACCUUGAAGAGGUCUGAGUGGUGGGACAAUGGAGCCUUACCGUUGUGGAUUACAGCACAGAACCAGGGCCUGAAAACAGGUUCCUUUUUCUUUCCUGGAGGAGCCGCCAACUACAGUGGUCAAUGUGUAAACCGGGCGGUGGUUGAGGAAACAGGUCAACAAGAUGAUAACGAAACAGAGUGGCAUCAGAAUAUUGACACUGUGUUGAGCUGGUUCACCAAAGAAGAUUUUGACUUUGUGACUCUGUACUAUGGAGAGCCUGACAACGUGGGUCAUGCCAAAGGACCAGACCAUCCUGACAGGAAAACCAUAAUAAAGCAGAUUGACCGCACCAUCGGAUACCUGAGGGAGGCCAUCCAGCGAGAUGGUUUGACAGAUAACCUGAACGUCAUCAUCACCUCUGACCAUGGCAUGACCACCGUUAAAAAAAGACCUCUUGUAGAUGAGAUAAUCCUCUCUAAAUACCUGAAUUUCUUCAACUUGGUUUAUUUUGAGCUCCUUGACUACGGCGGGUUUGGAAUGAUCACACCGAAGAAAGGAAAGGAACAGCAGGUUUAUGAUGCUCUCAUGAAGGCCCCAAACCUCACAGUCUACAAGAAGGAAGAUAUGCCAGAGAACUUUCAUUUGUCCAAGAAUGACAGAAUGCAGCCUAUUAUUGUCAUUGCUGAUCUAGGUUUCAACUUAAACUCGCGGUUGAUCGUCUACGUAAACAAAGGAGAUCAUGGAUUCCAUAUGGACGAAAUGGACAUGAAGACCAUCUUCCGUGCUUUUGGACCAGAUUUCAAGAAGAGUUAUCUGUCCGAGCCCUUUGACAGUGUCCACAUCUACCCUCUAAUGUGCAAGCUGCUGCAGAUAGCUCCAGCCCCUAACAAUGGCUCCCUAUCUGUCACUGAGGGCAUGCUGCUUCAGAACGGUGGGAGAAGAAAUCAGAUGUCCCUUGGUGUUUUGGCAUCGAUAUUUGUCUACAUUUUAUUUGUCAUCUAGUUAUUUAUGAUGUCGGUUAUUUUCCGUAAUGUUCGUUAACUGAAAAGAAUUGCAUAGUUGAAUCAAUCAUAACCAAAACUCCAACAGAUAUUCUUAAGGAGAAUCACAUUCACUAUGAUUUUCAUCAACAAUAUCCAUGUGAUUGUAUUAUACACUCAGUUUCCAGUUUAUUAGGUACACCUAUCUAGUACCGGGUCGGACCCCCUUUGCGCCAAUAUACCACGGCUAAGGGCUGUUCUAACACACGUCCUGGACACAGCCCUUAGCCGUGGUAUAUUGGCCAUAUACCACAAACCCCGGAGGUUCCUUAUUGCUAUUAUAAACUGGUUAGCAAUGUAAUUAGAGCAGUAAAAAUAAAUGUUUUGUCAUAUCCGUGGCAUAACUGCAGCUAUACUGCACUCUGACUGCUCUUUCAAUGGCAGUCUGACCAGGUGAAAGCUAUGAUCCCUUAUUGAUGUCACUUGUUAAAUCCACUUCAAAUCAGUGUAUAUGAAGGGGAGGAGACAGGUUAAAGGGGGAUUUUUAAACCUGAUUGAGACAUGGAUUGUGUGUGUUCCAUUCAGAGGGUGAAUGGGCAGGACAACAUAUUGAGUGCCUUUGAACGGGGUAUGGUGGUAGCUGCGCUAGGCGCACCUGUUCUUCGUGUUUUGUACAGUCAGUGUAUGUUUUUCACAUUGAUGCAGUUCAUUUUUGUCAUGGCCAAGGUUAUUGCAGGGUGAAGUGGUGACUUGACAUUUAAACAACAAGGGUGAAUAGGCUAUGGGCUAUUGCCUAAUGGAAAUUAUAUGAUUUUGAAACCAGCCAUGAUGAGUGGCUACACUUGUUGCGGUCAUGUGACGAAGCAGGACAGGUUAGGUCAAACGGAGAGUGAGCGCGCCCUGCAUUCUAUGUGACGUUAUACUGCUGUACAACCACUUCAGUUUUGGAUCCGUGCGUGUCUAGGUUACUCAGCCUACAUCACAACUAGUCUCUGUUGUUUUAAGCUAUGGCUGAAUGUUUUGGGAACGACAUAUAUAUAUUCUACAAUUGACUUAAGUCUUAGAAUAAAGAAAAAAUGUUAAA
Salmo salar (Atlantic salmon) is the source of this 2444-nucleotide messenger RNA. Its product is annotated as ectonucleotide pyrophosphatase/phosphodiesterase family member 7. Lineage: Eukaryota; Metazoa; Chordata; Actinopteri; Salmoniformes; Salmonidae. The record is from RefSeq and is a predicted model, not a curated record.